Messenger RNA from Aspergillus wentii DTO 134E9, 561 nucleotides. RefSeq names its product PaaI family thioesterase. Lineage: Eukaryota; Fungi; Ascomycota; Eurotiomycetes; Eurotiales; Aspergillaceae. The transcript has a single exon. The record is from RefSeq and is a predicted model, not a curated record. Bases 1 to 561 code for a protein of 186 amino acids.
AUGGACUUCCAGAAUGAAAUCGAGAAAAAACUUCAAACCCAUCCCCUGGUCAGCAGGCUCCGCACAAAUCCGUCCUUUCAGGAGUCUCGCUACUAUAUCCACGUCCCUGCUGCCCUGCGUCCUCAUAUGUUUACUACUGGUAGCCUCCUGUUCAGGGACAAAGUUCCUGUCCCACCACUGGCCUUCUUCAGCAAAGGUGGCACAUCAUUCUUCAAUAUUCUCUACAUCGGGCCUGAUCUCUGCGGAUAUCCGGGAAUGGCUCACGGCGGUCUGUUAGCGACAAUCAUGGAUGAGGGGCUGUUAGGUUGUGCCAGCGCCGCCCUUCCAGCUCAGGUUGGGGUGACGAUACAGCUGCAGAUCGAGUAUUUGAAACCGGCACCUACUGAUUCGUUCUAUGUACUUAAAGCAAGAACAGUCAAAUUGGAGGGGAAAACUGUGUCGGUGGAGGGGAGCAUUCACACAUUGGAGGAUGGUCAGCCUGAGGAGGGUGAAGCCGUUGCUGAGGCUUAUGGAGAGUACCUCCAACCACCAUCUACUCGGAACCUGUAUCCUCCGUGUUGA